ACAGCAAGCGACGACUCGCCCCACGCAAGAAACCUCUUUCUCGCAAACACCCUCACCCACACACACAUCAUGUCUCACGAGUCGGUCUGGUAUUCGCGCCCUAGGACUUACGGCAAGGGCUCUCGCGAGUGCCGUGUCUGCACGCACCCUGCUGGUCUGAUCCGCAAGUACGGGCUCAACAUCUGCCGUCAGUGCUUCCGUGAGAAGAGCACCGACAUUGGCUUCGUCAAGCACCGAUAAAUUCCCCUCCAUGCUGUUUUCACGCAUCGGCCGGAGUAGGAGGCGCAACUCACGAAGAUGAUUACCUGACGAUACGAAAAUGCUGCACCUCGGGCCCCUGGUCUUAUUUUCUCCAUUGAUUUCAAUCGCACAUGGCGGGGGGGGGAAAUGGUACAUGGGGGAAAGCGCUAGGUCAAUGGGCGGAAACUGAAGGACAGAAAGAAAAGAAAAAUCAAAGGCUUUUUGGCGUCAUGUGUCGAGAGACAGAGAGAGAGUAGGCAUGAUCAAAUAUGUUUUCUUCUUCCUCUCCUCCUUCUCAAGACAUGAAUUUUUUUUGUUCUUUCUUCUCUUUCUCUCUCUCUCUCUCUCCCAUGCGCGAGGUCAAAGGGAAAAAGGUGCUGUCCCGGUCUUUGUGAUACGUGAAUAUCCAAGUCUCUCAAUUCCA
Molecule: messenger RNA, 664 nt
Organism: Exserohilum turcica Et28A
Lineage: Eukaryota; Fungi; Ascomycota; Dothideomycetes; Pleosporales; Pleosporaceae
Exons: 3
Coding region: 70-240 (56 amino acids)
Biological process (GO): translation
Cellular component (GO): cytosolic small ribosomal subunit; ribosome
Molecular function (GO): structural constituent of ribosome; zinc ion binding
Source: RefSeq, a predicted model, not a curated record